This is a messenger RNA of Acaulospora colombiana, 340 nucleotides long. The record is from the annotation of a GenBank genome assembly. Lineage: Eukaryota; Fungi; Glomeromycota; Glomeromycetes; Diversisporales; Acaulosporaceae.
UCCUUCUCUGGGAGAUUUCAUCACACAAAAUUCCGUUCGGCGACAUCGAUAAUCCUAUAAAAGUUGCCGAAAAGGUUAUAAAAGGAGAACGCCCCGGUCCGUUUUCAGUUGACACGCCACCACAAUAUAAUGAUUUGGUUGAGAAAGCCUGGCACGAAAACCCCAGGAAACGCCUAGCAAUUGGUGAUGUACGAAAUCAAAUUAAAAAAACGAUGAAAAGAGGAAGGGCCAUAUCAACUCGAAGCGAUGCUUCGUCUUCCAUAACAUCUUAUGUGUCGGAUGACAUUAAAAAUGUGCCAUUAAAUAACUCGCCACUCCAAAAAUCAGCGGAACACGGCCA